Molecule: messenger RNA, 861 nt
Organism: Dermacentor silvarum
Lineage: Eukaryota; Metazoa; Arthropoda; Arachnida; Ixodida; Ixodidae
Exons: 5
Coding region: 90-767 (225 amino acids)
Source: RefSeq, a predicted model, not a curated record
CGUAGAAGUAGUGUUCCGUGUGCAAAAAAAAAGUAGCACUGGUAGAAUAAAACUGUCUGGGCUUGAGGUGCAGCAGAUCGCUUCAAAAAAUGGCUACACUAACGGCUGCGAAGUUUGCAGGGGCAGCUCUGCUAUUCGCGGGGCUCGCUGUAGGGCAAGAUGGUGAUGGGAAGUCCUAUUGCGACACGCAGAGCAUCACUGCGUGCUAUUGGUCCGUUGCCGACCAGCACGGAACGUUUCCACUUGCGCAAAAAGUUGUUCACAACAGCGAAAACUAUCUAGGAGACCUUUGCAAAAGCUAUCCAGACGGCUUCCCUGCGGAUAACCAUUGCAAGAAACAAAGUAACAGCAGCUGCACUGACGCCGAGAAAAAGAAAUUUACCCGGAUGGAACGAGGCUACGCUGUGCUUCGCGAAGAAAUUACGUCUGCAAACUGCCAGUCCGUGGCGCAACUUCGUGGGUGCAUCGACCUCGGCACCGUGCGCAACUGUGAUGCCAAACCGUACAUUGAAAACAAAACUUUCGAGGCCCAGUUGGAAACGCAGAAAAGGGCGGCGCUAAACGUGAAGGCCUGCCUCGAAGAGGCGGUGAAGUCCUGCGAUGCCAAGGAAAACGCCGUCGCAAUCGCACACCUGCAGAAGAUUGCUGACGCCAUUGUGGACCUCAGCUUGUUGUCCGAUGAGCGGAAUGCCGCUCACACAACGAAGGCUGCUGCAGCAGUCGUUGUAGUAUCCCUGCUGAGUUUGGUAGUUCGCAACUUCUAUUAGCACCUCUCGUGAGUAACGUCAUCACAGUCAUCAAUCGGAAUGUCCAUGUUCAUCGUAUCAGUCAAUAAACAGUUACAUGAAAAACGUAUUCGCA